AUGGAAUUGAAGCAUUUAGAGGAUUUCAAGCUGGAAUCAAUCCCCGAUGGCUUGCCAUUGGAGCAUGGCCGGGAUGUUCCGAGCCGUUCUGAUGCCACAGGGAAAUAUUUCUUGAGUCCUUUCCGGGAUUUGGUUUCAAAACUCAAUGGCUACAUACAAGUCCCUCGGCUUACAUGCAUAAUUUCGGAUCGCAGCUUUGCGCAUGUGGUUGCAAAAGAGCUCGGGAUCCUGACAAAUGAGAAUUUCAUGACCAACGGUGAACUAGAAGCAGUUGUCGAUUGGAUACCUGGAAUGCCCAAUAUCCGUCUAAGGGACUCACCCUCCUUCAUUAGGACAACCAAUCUUAAUGAUCCCAUGUUACAAAAUUGCACGGUUGGAUGCCCUGAGGCUCUCAAGUCUUCGGCAUUGAUCAUCAACACAUUCGAAGAAUUAGAGAAAUCUGUUCUCGAUGCCAUAAGAGAAAGAACCCAUUGCCCAAUCUACACAAUCGGCCCGAUUGCAAGCUUUAGCCAGUUUGAAUCCAAAGACUGUUUAAAGUCAGUUUCAAUGAGUCUUGGGAAAGAAGAGGAUGCUUGUGUAGAAUGGCUCAACAACAAGGAGACUAGCCAAAGGCCUUUCAUAUGGGAUAUUCGCAAAGAUCUUGUAGUUGGCGAAUCGGCAAUGUUAGAAAAAGAAUUUGUCGAAGCAACCAAAGAAUGCGGGCUAAUCUUAAGUUGGUGUAACCAGAUGAAAGUACUGCCACACCAUGCCAUUGGUGGCUUCCUAACUCACAAUGGCUGGAAGUCUACACUUGAUAGCAUUCUCAAUGGCGUGCCGAUGAUUUGUUGGCCCUUUUUUGCCGAUCCACAAACAAAUUGCUGGUACGUUUGCAAGGAAUUGGGCAUUGGGAUGGAGAUAAACAAUGAUGUUAAGAGGGAGGAUGUGGAAGAAUUGGUGAGAAAGUUGAUGGGAGGAGAGAAGGGUAAAGAGUUGCAGUUAAAGGCCAAGAAAUCGAAGGUGAGCUCAAAAAUUGUUGUUCAAUUUGGAGGUAGCUCUCAUAAUAACUUCGAGCGGCUAAUAAAGGAAGUGCUUCUAAAGAAGCACUAA
Messenger RNA from Amborella trichopoda, 1086 nucleotides. Its product is annotated as 7-deoxyloganetin glucosyltransferase. Lineage: Eukaryota; Viridiplantae; Streptophyta; Magnoliopsida; Amborellales; Amborellaceae. The record is from RefSeq and is a predicted model, not a curated record. Gene Ontology annotation, molecular function: quercetin 7-O-glucosyltransferase activity; quercetin 3-O-glucosyltransferase activity.